This is a messenger RNA of Huiozyma naganishii CBS 8797, 1101 nucleotides long. RefSeq names its product Dlt1p (gene DLT1). Lineage: Eukaryota; Fungi; Ascomycota; Saccharomycetes; Saccharomycetales; Saccharomycetaceae. The transcript has a single exon. The coding region runs from base 1 to 1101 and encodes 366 amino acids. The record is from RefSeq and is a predicted model, not a curated record.
AUGAGCCGAAAAAGGCGUGUGCAGCUGAUCCUCUACAGAGGGUCGCUCUUUAUCGUCAUUCUGCUACUUAUCGGAUUUGCAGCGGUGACACCCAUCGACUCCAUAGCCCAGGCCACUGUAUCUGACAACGAUGCAUUCAACACUUUCAUUGUUAUUGGUGCUCUGGUUGUGUUUGGGGUCGUCUGCAUAAUCAUCAUAGUAGGGAGAAUGAUAUAUCGUGAGAGCUGCCUGAUAGACAUACCGAGACGGUACCUUCCAAUAACAGUGGCUGAUCUGCCGCACAAAGGUUCUCGAGAUAUGCUCCUACAGAAUAUGGAUAGAUCUAAGGAGUUGACUGUUCUGUUCAAAAAACCAAAGGAUCCCGUGAUCCAUAAUGGGCUGGAACCCCCAGCAAACUGCGAUUUACCAGACUACGAAAAAUUGUUCCCCGAGUACCUAAACUAUGAGAGUUGUCUGCAGACAGUGGCGAGCCGAAUAAAAUACCAGGGGCUCUUUAUGUCGAUUAUGGAUUUGAAACUCUCGCUGCAGGAUACAUUCGAGGACCUUAUUACAAAUCAAUUUAUUAAGGGCAACAACAACAAAAUACAGAUCGAAAAGGCCCGCAGGUAUGUCGACAUAUACGAGUUCUUGCAGUACUCUGGGAAACCCAUCGCCAGAGAACUGUUCAUCGAGUUUGUAGAACUUUCCAUCUAUUUUGCCGACAUUCUAGCUACAACGGAUAAAUCUGGUUGUAGGCGUAUCAAUACCAGUGGGCCGUCCGACUGGGUAAACAGUCGACAGGACAAUGUUGUGAAGGGUGGUAAUUUCCAAGUUCCAAAUACACCAUUGUUGAACACCUUGGUAUCAAAUGAAUCAUCUACGGAGUCCGACAUAGCCCGCGAUGAAGUUAGUUAUUUCCCUGAAUCAUCGUACUUGGUCAGGAAUAGCAGUACUGGUACUGUUGCCAAAAGGUACUCAACCACACGAGACACGGUUGCGGGAUCGACCGUGUCCUUAAGGAAACAAAACAAAACCAACCAGAGCGACAAGAUAAAUCUCAGUAAAGUCGACACCCAGGCGUCCAAGGUAGAGAGUUUCAAAAGUGUAAUCCGUAGACACUAA